AUGUCUGCGGUAACACGAACGACAUUCCCUGCAGCCCAGCUUCCUGCCAAACCUACGUCAACGUCAUACGAGAAUGCAUGUCGGCACAUUCUGAGUCAGCGCUUUCGUCAGCUCUUGCAUAAGUCGGCUACUCUUGCUGCUGUCGUUGUGUUCGUAUCUACGCUCAACCUCCGAGGCCCCAUUUUAUCAUCGAUACUCACAAAUGCUAUACAUAUUUCUCUGGCGUUUGUGUUCGGCAUAUUACCUACACUGGUUGCUCGAAAAAUUCGCCGACGAGCCCUUCAAACGCCUCGGCCCAAGACUCUCGUUGCAGAAAUUGGGUCUCUCUCGCUUCUCUAUCUCGCACUAUACGCCGUUUCGGGGCUUGUGCUUGCAGAGUGCUACGCCACGUUUGUGAGCCUGCGUGUCCAAGGUCUCAAACUUUCACUAUUCACCGGCUCAAACCGGUACCCAUGGAGCAUAAAUGAACGACAUGUCAUGCUUUGCUGGGGGAACACUCUUUUAGGAGCAACAUACGCUGCGUUGGAUGGAAUCCAGCACCGGAAUCCCGCGUGGUUGCGUCGUUAUGGUGGUUUCACGCAACGUCGUAGCACAGCAACCUGGAAAUCGGUUUCACGCUCUGCAGUCUUGGCUGCGUACUACUGGCCGAUUUUCACUAUUGCCUAUUUCGUCUGCAGAGUACCGUUUCUGCUUGUUACGAAUAAGUUUCUAGGAUUCGUACUGAGCCCGUUUUUACACUUUAUGAUGCGUGGAGGAGCUUUCUGGCAACUCUUGUCAUUCUCGUUGUUCUGGCGCAUGUUUGUUUUGCAAUUGACGACACUUGUCAUGUGGGACGUCGCGGGGGAGUGGUUCGAAAUCAAUGCGAGCCAAGUUAUUCACCUUUCUCAAUUCAAAGAAGAUCCCAAUGCUGUUCUUAUUGCUGGACUGCAAAGUCAAGACCCAUACUACAAGUACUUUGCAUUUGCUGAAUUGGCCAAUGUUGUAUCCACUCGUCCUCCUCGCAGAGUUGCUUUGUUCUCAGAUCUCAAGGCCAAUCCUACGGCCUGGGAACAAGUAUGCCGCGAGUGUUUAUUAUUCCUCGGCAAAGAUUACACUAGAGUUAUUGGGAGAAGUGGGCCAGCGUCUACAGUAACGUCAGCUCCAAGCGCACCGGUCACAUCCAAAAGCUCUACAUUGUCCACCGGUCCAGUAUAUAAGCAUCCGACUCAAUCGACGGGCCCCAUCGACGCAUUCGUGGGCGCCGCCAACACUGUUGCCACAGUUAUCCCAGCCAACCUCAGCGUACCUGCCAUCUUUUUGCCGACCCCCCAUCCUACGGCCUCUGCCCCGUCUUCAGUACCUUCGAUUACCCAGCCUUGGAAAUUUAACUUGCCCAACCUGGUAGAUUUCGACAAGCUGAUUGGGAAGCUGCCUCCUGUUUGGGCACGCCGGGUUCGUUCAGUUGUCCGGGAUCGAAAAGAGGCCGUGCUUGAAGGCUUGUUGGAAGGUCGAGCUGCAGAUGUAUGGAUCGUUGAAGCUCUCUCGACACUUAUCGCCCAGUCACUCCACGAGGACCCCUAUGGUCGCGUUCAGCGAGACAUCCCGCGCGUUUUGGAGGCAUUUGUUUCUUAUCUUGGGGCGCUGGAGCAAUUGAUCGAAGAGGUCAAUGCAGACUUGACUCCAGAGAGCGAAGAUGCUGUGCGGGCCGUUGUGCAACCCGUUGCGGAUGCCCUAAGGGAAGGGAUCCGUAUGAUCGUACUCGAGUUUGGACAUCGCCUAAAAGCAUUUACGUUCCCGCCCCGCGUGGCGAAGCGGCUACAGACCAUGGUGGAUUAUUUGUAG
This is a messenger RNA of Rhizoctonia solani, 1821 nucleotides long. Its product is annotated as nucleoporin NDC1. Gene Ontology annotation, biological process: nuclear pore organization; spindle pole body localization. The coding region runs from base 1 to 1821 and encodes 606 amino acids. Gene Ontology annotation, molecular function: protein-macromolecule adaptor activity. The transcript is spliced from 12 exons. The record is from RefSeq and is a predicted model, not a curated record. Gene Ontology annotation, cellular component: spindle pole body; nuclear pore transmembrane ring. Lineage: Eukaryota; Fungi; Basidiomycota; Agaricomycetes; Cantharellales; Ceratobasidiaceae.